Megalops cyprinoides (Indo-Pacific tarpon) is the source of this 3136-nucleotide messenger RNA. It is a transcript of the gene ftsj3, whose product is annotated as FtsJ RNA 2'-O-methyltransferase 3. The record is from RefSeq and is a predicted model, not a curated record. Gene Ontology annotation, biological process: maturation of 5.8S rRNA from tricistronic rRNA transcript (SSU-rRNA, 5.8S rRNA, LSU-rRNA); rRNA methylation; maturation of LSU-rRNA from tricistronic rRNA transcript (SSU-rRNA, 5.8S rRNA, LSU-rRNA). NCBI's taxonomy places the organism in Eukaryota, Metazoa, Chordata, Actinopteri, Elopiformes, Megalopidae. Gene Ontology annotation, cellular component: nucleolus; preribosome, large subunit precursor; nucleus. The coding region runs from base 109 to 2727 and encodes 872 amino acids. The transcript has 21 exons. Gene Ontology annotation, molecular function: rRNA (guanine) methyltransferase activity; rRNA (uridine-2'-O-ribose)-methyltransferase activity.
CACGUGUUGUUUUCGGGACCUUGUCAGAAAUCGUGUGCUCUUUUGUGUUUUUAAAUUAUUCGGCAGAAAAGCGUAUUUUUACAUCUAUAGUCCUCCACAGCGACAGACAUGGGCAAGAAGUUAAAAGUCGGGAAGACUAGGAAAGAUAAAUUCUAUCAUCUAGCAAAGGAGACGGGUUAUCGCUCCCGCUCAUCUUUCAAGCUCAUUCAGCUGAACCGUAAAUUUCAGUUCCUUCAGAAGGCUCGGGCUCUGGUGGACCUGUGUGCUGCUCCUGGUGGAUGGUUGCAGGUCGCCUCCAAGUUUAUGCCAGUUUCAAGUCUCAUCAUUGGUGUUGACCUGGUGCCCAUUAAGCCCAUUCCGAAUGUGGUCACACUGCAGGAGGACAUCACCACUGAGAAGUGCCGACAGGCUCUCAGGAAGGAACUGCAGACAUGGAAGGUGGAUGUUGUUCUGAAUGACGGAGCACCCAAUGUAGGAGCGAACUGGCAGCACGAUGCCUAUUCCCAAGCCCACCUCACUCUUAUGGCCCUUAAGCUCGCCUGCGAGUUCUUGACCAAGGGGGGGAGCUUUGUCACCAAGGUCUUCCGCUCCAAGGACUACCAACCCCUCCUGUGGAUUUUCCAGCAGUUUUUCAAGAAGGUCCAGGCCACCAAGCCCCAGGCCUCGCGUAACGAGUCUGCUGAGAUCUUCGUCAUCUGCCAAGGCUACCUCGCUCCUGACAAAAUCGAUGGUAAAUUUUUUGACCCCAAACACGCCUUCAAAGAGGUGGAGGUUCAAGCAAAGACUGUUAAGGAGCUGGUACCUGUGAAGAAACCUAAGGCGGAGGGCUACACAGAUGGUGAUCUGACCCUUUAUCACAGCUUCUCAGUGACCGAGUUCCUCCGAGCUGAGAACCCAGUGGACUUCCUGAGCAAAGCCAGUGAGAUAUCUUUCGAUAACCCAGAGUUGACCUCUCAUCCCUCUACAACGCAAGAGAUCCAAGAGUGCUGUCGUGACAUCAAGGUGCUUGGCCGCAAGGAGCUCCGCCUUCUGCUGUCCUGGAGGGGAAAGCUACGGCGAUAUCUGGCCAAAAAACUAAAGGAGGAGGCCAAGCAACUUGACCAGGAAAUCAGCUUGAGCUCCAGCGAAGGGGAGAGUGAUGCAGAUGAGAAGCAAGCAAGCAAGAAAAAGGGCUCUGAUGUGAAGGAAGAGGAAGAUGAGGACGAAGAGGAGGAAAUGGACAAGAAGCUGGCCGAGCUCAAAGCCGAGGAGCUGGCAGAACUGCGGCGGAAGAAGAAGAAGCUGCUGAAGGAGCGCCGGAAGCAGAGGGAGAGAGUCGAGCUGAAGAUGGACCUGCCAGGUGUCUCCAUUGCCGAUGGCAACGACUCCUCCAUGUUCUCACUCAGCGCAAUCAACAAGGCCAAGGCUCUGUGGGAGAUCUCACAGGGAGACAUGAAGGGCGCGGACGCUCUCUUGCAAGAGCAGGAGGAAGGUGAGGAGGACCUGUACCUCUCCGACGCUGAGAGCGACCGAGUCUCCCUGGCCUCUGACCUGGACUCCGACGACCUGGAAGAAAUAAAGGAAAGAGAAAAAAAACUGGAGGAGACAGCACCCAAGAAAAAGGUGUCCUUCAGUGCUGAAGUAGAGGAGGAGGACGAAGAGGAUAAGGAAGGCCAGGGCAAUGAAUUGCUGGUGGAACUCGAGGGAAAGGAGGAGAAGAGAGACCGUGAGACUGCCUUGUGGUUCAGCAAGGACAUCUUUGCAGAGUUGGAUUUGGAUGCUGAUGCAGAGACCGAGAUCAAGCAGACACAGAGGCUGCAGAGCAGAGAGUCCAGUGGGAAGGGCCGAAAGAGAAAGGCCGAAGAGGCAAAUGCAUCUGCUGAGCAGCAGGAGGAAGGGGCGGGGCCUUUCCAGGAAGCAGAGGACAUGACCAAGGAUCAGGAGGAGAGUAACACUGACAGCGACUCUGACGACGACAGCAGCAGCAGCGAUGACGAGAGGGACAUCGCCCAAAUGAAGAAGAAUGCAGGGAGGUCUGGUGGGGGUGCAGGAGGAGAUGAUGAUGCGGACUUUAAAGUGGUGCCUGUGGAGAGCACGAGUAAGCGUGCUCGCAUUCUAGAUCCAGAGGGCCUGGCUCUGGGCUGUCAGAUCGCCACCUCCAAGAAAAAACAGAGAGACCUGAUGGAUGGCUCCUUCAACAGGUUCUCGUGCUCAGAGUACAUGACGGAGUUGCCGGAGUGGUUCGUCGACGAUGAGAAGAAACAUAGACGGAAGCCAGUGCCGGUGACCAGGGAAAUGGUGGAGGAGUACAAGCAGCGCUGGAAAGAGAUCAACGCCCGACCCAUCAAGAGGGUGGCUGAGGCCAAGGCCCGCAAGAAGAGGAGGAUGCUGAAGAAGAUGGAGCAAGCAAAGAAGAAGGCUGAGGCUGUGGUGAACACCGUGGACAUCUCUGAGAGGGAGAAGAUGGCCCAGCUCAAGAGCAUCUACAGGAAGGCGGGCGUGGGGAAGGAGAAGAGAGAGGUGACCUACGUGGUGGCCAAGAAGGGAGCGGGGAAGAAGGUGCGGCGGCCAGCGGGCGUGAAGGGGGUGUUCCGCGUGGUGGACGGCAGAAUGAAGAAGGACAUGAGGGGCAUGCAGAGGAAGGAGCAGAGGCAAAAGGGCAAGGGGGGCAAAGCAGGGAAAGGAGGAAAGGGGAAGAAAGGGGGUAAGGGGAUGAAGGGGGGAAAAGGACGUCCCAACAGAAAAUAACCCCAUGCUCACCCCCCAGAUGACCCCCUCUUGACAAUGUUGCUCUGCUGCAGCAUGUGGUGGCUGUUCUUAGGUGAACAGGCAUGCUGUGAAUGAGAAGGCCGCAGUGGACCGGAGGCCGGAGGAUUAUGGGUACCCACAAUUCUGCGGUGGCCUCCCUCAAGAUUCUCUACCAUCCAGCCUGUACCAUUCGGCUGCUUCUCACAGCCAAAUAAUUAGCAGGUGUUUAAAGGAUUACCUUUUGAUUCAGGUAAUUUCACUUGACAUCCCAGUCCACUAUGAAACAAUUUGUACCAUAUUCACCUUAACUGCAGUCAAGAAGUUAAGAUGCAACAGUGUUCUCUGAUGCCCUGAGCCCCAGCUGAGCUAUGUGGUUGUAAUAAGGACAAUGUCAAGGGCAAAUUAUUGU